Molecule: messenger RNA, 2080 nt
Organism: Xylona heveae TC161
Lineage: Eukaryota; Fungi; Ascomycota; Xylonomycetes; Xylonales; Xylonaceae
Product: pre-rRNA processing nucleolar protein-like protein Sik1
Exons: 3
Coding region: 194-1738 (514 amino acids)
Cellular component (GO): small-subunit processome; box C/D methylation guide snoRNP complex
Molecular function (GO): snoRNA binding
Source: RefSeq, a predicted model, not a curated record
AAACGAGAGAUUCAUCCUGCCAGCUCAGGUCGACAAGUCUACGGAUUUUCCUCCGUCUCUUACACCGCCAGAGUAAUCGGGCUAUUCCCAAGGCGCAUCGAGCGCUUAUAUUGAAAACAGCUAGGCUGUUGUAUUUUUCUACUCUGUUGUUAAACUCUGUCUCGCGGCUCGAAUUUCAACCCACUCGUUCAAGAUGGCUGCCGUCGACUACCUACUGCACGAAAGUGCGGUGGGCUACUCCGUUUUCCAGGUCGUCGACCGACCUGAGACUAUUGGAAACCGCCUGAAGGAAGUCCAGGCCGGUACUGAGGAUUUGGCGACCUUUGGAAAGAUGGUCAAGCUUUUGAGUUUCGCUCCUUUCCAGGGCGCAGCGCAGGCUCUUGAAAAUGCCAACGAUGUUUCUGAGGGUAUUGCCUCUGAAUAUCUGAGAUCGCUGCUGGAAGUCAACCUUCCCAAGGCAGGCAAGAAGAAGAAGAUCGUACUUGGUGUUACGGACAAGAAUCUUGCUGGUAGCAUCAAGUCUGCAUUCCCCUCGGUUGAGUGCGAGACUGGUGACACUAGCGAGGUGGUCCAGGACCUUCUCCGUGGUAUUAGAUUCCAUGCGCCGAAGCUAUUGAAGCAAUUGCAGGAGGGCGAUGUUGAGCGCGCCCAGCUCGGUCUUGGCCACGCCUAUUCUCGUGCCAAGGUCAAGUUUAGCGUUCAGAAGAACGACAACCACAUCAUCCAAGCCAUCGCUACGCUCGAUCAUCUCGACAAAGCCAUUAACACUUUCUCCAUGCGUGUGCGGGAAUGGUACUCGUGGCACUUCCCUGAGCUGAUUAAGAUCGUCUCCGACAACCACACCUACGCACGCCUCGCACUUUUCGUUGGUGACAAGAAGACACUUAACGAUGAGAAGCUGCAUGACAUUGCCGCUAUCGUCAAUGACGACGCUGAGAUCGCGCAGAGCAUUAUCGAUGCUGCCAAAGUUAGCAUGGGUCAGGAUAUUUCCGAGACUGACAUGGAGAAUGUCAUGGCUUUUGCCAGCCGCGUGGUCAGUCUUACCGGGUUCCGCAAGUCGUUGUUCAACUAUCUGGUCGCCAAGAUGGGCAUUGUUGCUCCCAACCUUGCUGCUCUGAUCGGUGAGGUCGUUGGUGCUCGUCUCAUUUCCCACGCUGGAAGCUUGACCAACCUUUCCAAAUACCCUGCCUCCACCGUUCAGAUUCUCGGUGCCGAGAAGGCUCUUUUCAGAGCCCUCAAGACCAAGGGAAACACCCCCAAGUAUGGUCUCAUUUAUCACUCUUCUUUCAUCGGCAAGGCUGGCCAGAAGAACAAGGGCCGGAUCUCCCGAUUCCUCGCCAACAAGUGCUCAAUUGCCUCAAGAAUUGAUAACUUCUCCGAAGCUCCGACUACCAAGUUUGGUGAGGCUCUCAAGCAACAGGUUGAGGAGCGCCUGCAGUUCUACGCUACUGGUCAGGCGCCUACAAAGAACGAAGUUGCCAUGAAAACCGCUAUGGAUGCGGUUCUUGCCGAUAUCAAUGUGGACGACCCCACUGCUAACGCUGACGAGGAUGAGGAGAUGGCUGACGCGACGCCUCGGGCGGUCCAGAAGCAAGAGAAGAAGAAGAAGGACAAGGAAGAGAAGGAGGAGAAGAAGGAUAAGAAAGAUAAGAAGAAGCGCCGACACAGCGAGGCUGACGGCGAAGUCGAAGAUAAGAAGGAAAAGAAGAAGAAGAGAAAGAGCAAGGGCGUAGAGUAAAGUGCUCCAUUUACUCUUCUCGCUCCUCUGAAAUUUCCCGCCGUUUUUGUUCCUGGUGUCUUUCUAUUCACCUUUGACAUAUCUGCUUACAUAUGUCUGUCGGUUACUUUCCUUGUAUUUCACUCUUGGUGUACAUGUAAUUAUACGUGUGGUGAUCUGGGGUUUCUCACGUGAGACGGAGUUUUAGGUUACCAAUAAAAGAAGUUAUUUCUCCUUUUACUCUGCGCUUCCUGUCUUCGAGACAUUACUUCUUGGGAAGUCGCUUUGAUUGUGUUUCAUAGCUGCGUGUGACGAUGAUAUAAAACAUCAAACUUGAAUCUGUGUAUCUAUGGUAAUAGAUAG